AUGCGCAUUAGACACUCCGCUCUAGAGGCAGACAUGGCGACGUCCCUGAUCUGCGGCCGUCUGACGGCUAGCCUGAGAAAUUCAGGGGCCAGAAACACCAUCAGCUCCGCUUCCAAGGUUCUGGCCGGUUCUUCAGGUCUGUUCGGAGGUCACGUGUCCGGUCUGCAGCAGCAGCAGCAGAGGAACCUCUCUCUACACGAGUACAUGAGCAUCGGGCUGCUGAAAGAGGCCGGCAUCUCUGUGCCCGCCGGCAUGGUGGCCAGCUCCUCGGAGGAGGCGUACUCUGUGGCCAAGCAGAUCGGUUCAAAGGACCUGGUGGUGAAAGCUCAGGUUCUGGCUGGAGGCAGAGGAAAGGGGACGUUCGAGGGCGGCCUGAAGGGAGGAGUGAGGAUCGUCUACUCGCCAGAGGAGGCCCGCGACAUUUCAUCCCAGAUGAUUGGUCGGAAGCUGUACACCAAGCAGACCGGGGAGGCGGGUCGUAUCUGCAACCAGGUGUUCAUCUGCGAGCGCAGGUACCCACGCAGAGAGUACUACUUCGCCAUCACCAUGGAGAGGUCAUACCAGGGUCCCGUGUUGAUUGGCAGCUCGCAGGGCGGCGUGAAUAUCGAAGAUGUCGCCGCCGAAAAUCCGGACGCCAUUGUGAAGGAGCCCAUCGACAUUGUGGAGGGCAUUAAGAAGGAGCAGGCUGUCAAGGUCGCUCAGAAGAUGGGCUUCCCGGCGGCGCUGGUGGACGAGGCGGCGGAGAACAUGAUCAAACUGUACAACCUGUUCAUCAAGUACGACGCCUCCAUGGUGGAGAUCAACCCCAUGGUGGAGGACUCCUCUGGCAUCGUGAUGUGCAUGGACGCCAAGAUCAACUUUGACUCCAACGCAGAGUACCGCCAGAAGAUGGUGUUCGACAUGCAGGACUGGACCCAGGAGGACCCGCGGGACCGGCAGGCCGCCAAGGCCGACCUCAACUACAUCGGCCUGGACGGAACCAUCGGCUGUCUGGUAAACGGCGCCGGUUUGGCCAUGGCCACCAUGGACAUCAUCAAACUCCAUGGCGGCACGCCGGCCAACUUCCUGGAUGUGGGAGGAGGAGCCACGGCUCAUCAGGUGACCGAGGCCUUCAAGCUCAUCACCUCUGACAGGAAGGUUCAGGCGAUCCUGGUCAACAUCUUCGGCGGCAUCAUGAGGUGUGACGUCAUCGCUCAGGGCAUCAUCAUGGCCGUGAGAGACCUGGACCUCAAGAUCCCCAUCGUAGUGCGGUUACAAGGGACGAGAGUGGACGACGCCAAAGCUCUGAUCGCAGCCAGUCCGCUGAAAAUCCUGGCCUGUGACGACCUGGACGAGGCCGCCAAAAUGGUUGUAAAGCUUUCUGAAAUCGUCUCGCUGGCGAAGGAAGCUCAAGUGGACAUCACCUUCCAGCUGCCCAUCUAAAAAUAAAAGAAUAAGAGACCUCGACCCUUGACCUCCGUGACCUCCUCACCCCCAAACACUUCCACGGAUGCCGACCACUCCACCCCCCACCCCCCCCCCCCGACCUCAAGA
Molecule: messenger RNA, 1533 nt
Organism: Plectropomus leopardus (leopard coralgrouper)
Lineage: Eukaryota; Metazoa; Chordata; Actinopteri; Perciformes; Serranidae
Gene: sucla2
Product: succinate-CoA ligase ADP-forming subunit beta
Biological process (GO): tricarboxylic acid cycle; succinyl-CoA metabolic process
Cellular component (GO): succinate-CoA ligase complex; mitochondrion
Molecular function (GO): metal ion binding; succinate-CoA ligase (ADP-forming) activity; ATP binding
Source: RefSeq, a predicted model, not a curated record